This is a messenger RNA of Pollicipes pollicipes, 2696 nucleotides long. Its product is annotated as SMAD specific E3 ubiquitin protein ligase. Gene Ontology annotation, cellular component: cytoplasm. Gene Ontology annotation, molecular function: protein binding; ubiquitin protein ligase activity. The transcript is spliced from 20 exons. NCBI's taxonomy places the organism in Eukaryota, Metazoa, Arthropoda, Thecostraca, Pollicipedomorpha, Pollicipedidae. Bases 135 to 2357 code for a protein of 740 amino acids. Gene Ontology annotation, biological process: negative regulation of BMP signaling pathway; proteasome-mediated ubiquitin-dependent protein catabolic process; protein ubiquitination. The record is from RefSeq and is a predicted model, not a curated record.
CUUUCAGCUCAGAUGCGCCACAUGAGCCUCCGCUGGGAUACGGCCAAAAGUGGGGCAGGUUUGGGUGCGACAGGGGUGGUUACAGGGUAUCAUCAGUGAGAUGCCCAUCUGUGCGGCACUAACUGUUGGGAAGAAUGUCUCCCCCUAGUGGGCACAGGAGGAAUGGCACCUCCAAGAUUCGACUGACAAUCCUGUGUGCCAAGGAUCUGUCACGGAAGGACUUCUUUAGGCUGCCGGACCCAUUCGCCAAGAUCAGCGUCGAUGGCUCGGGCCAGUGCCACUGCACGGAGCCGUGCCACGCCACCCUCAGCCCCAAGUGGAACAAGCACUUCGACCUGUACAUCGGCAAGAAUGACACCAUUGUCAUCUCGGUGUGGAACAACCGCAAGGUGCACAAGCGGCAGGGCGGCGGCUUCCUGGGCUGCGUCCGCAUCCGCUCCAACGUCAUCCAGCAGCUCAAGGACACAGGAUACCAGCAGCUGGACCUGUGCAAGUCGAGCGCGAUGGACGCCGAGUUCGUGCGCGGCAAGAUCAUCCUGUCGCUGCUCUCCCGCGAUGGCCACGGCGGCAACGGCAGCAGUCACAACGUGGUGGUCAACACGCAGGGCAUGAUCAGCGACGAGCUGGCCGAGGGCUGGGAGGAGCGCUGCGCCCCCAACGGCCGGCUCUACUACGUCAACCACGUGACGCGCAGCACGCAGUGGGAGCGGCCCGAGCGGCCGGCGCUGGACGCGGCGCUGCUGCCGGCGCCCGCUGCCGGCGGCGGCGGCGGCGGCGGUGACGGUGGCGGCGAGGACGCCGAGCCGGCCGAGCGGCGCUCGCAGCGCCGUCGCCACCAGCUCUACCUGAGCCGCAACCAGCUGCACCAGCCCGACGACCUACCCGACGGGUACGAGAUACGCACCACGUCACGCGGCCAGGUGUACUACUGGCACGUGCCGUCGGGCCGCGCCACGUGGCACGACCCGCGCCUGCCGCGCGACGCCCAGCCGCCGCCGGCCGAGCCCAGCCCGCUGCCGGCCGGCUGGGAGAUGCGGCUUACCGACUCCGGCCGCGUCUACUUCGUCGAUCACGUCAACAGGACGACCCAGUUCGCCGACCCGCGCCUCACCUCCGCCCGGCACUCGCGCGUGAUCGAGGACCCGGCCGCGCAGGGCGCGGCGGGACUCGACACGGGAGCGGCGCAGGAGAUCUUGCCCAAGUACCGGCGCGACCUGGUGGCCAAGAUGAAGGUGCUGCGGGCCGAGCUGGGCACGCUGCAGCCCCAGUCGGGCCAUUGCCGGCUCGAGGUCGGCCGCGACGAGGUGUUCGAGGAGUCGUACCGUCUGGUGAUGAAGAAGUCACCGAAGGACCUGCGGAAGCGGCUGAUGGUGAAGUUCCGCGGCGAGGAGGGUCUCGACUACGGCGGCGUGGCGCGCGAGUGGCUGUACUUGCUCUCGCACGAGAUGCUCAACCCCUACUACGGCCUGUUCCAGUACAGUCGUGACGACAUCUACACGCUGCAGAUCAACGCCAACUCCGAUGUGAACCCGGAGCACCUCUCGUACUUCCACUUCGUGGGCCGCGUGAUCGGCAUGGCGGUGUUCCACGGCCACUACAUCGACGGCGGCUUCGCCAUGCCCUUCUACAAGAUGCUGCUCAACAAGCCCAUCUCGCUGCCGGACAUCGAGCUGGUCGAUCCGGACCUGCACCGCAGUCUCACCUGGAUUCUGGAGAACGACAUCGAGGGCGUCAUCGACACAACGUUCAGCGUGGAGCACGACAACUACGGCCACAUCACCGUGCGCGAUCUCAAGCCCGGCGGCCGGGAGCUGCACGUCACUGACGAGACGAAGCGCGAGUACGUCAAACUGUACGUCCAGCUGCGCUUCAUGGAGGGCAUCGAGCAGCAGUUCCUCAGUCUGCAGAAGGGCUUCACCGAGAUCAUCCCGCAGAGCCUGCUCAAGACGUUCGACGAGAGGGAGCUGGAGCUGCUGAUCGGCGGUCUGGGCAAGAUCGACGUGGAUGACUGGAAGCAGAACACGCGGCUCAAGCACUGCACGGCCGAGGACGACGUGGUGCGGUGGUUCUGGCGGAUCGUCGACUCGUACAGCGAGGAGAUGCGCGCGCGCCUGCUACAGUUCGUCACCGGCAGCAGCCGCGUGCCGCUACAGGGCUUCAAGGCGCUCCAGGGCUCGACGGGUGCCGCUGGGCCGCGUCUCUUCACCAUCCACGUGAUCGACGCGCCGGUGGGCAACCUGCCCAAGGCGCACACGUGCUUCAACCGACUGGACGUGCCCAAGUACCCCAGCUACGAGGUCAUGUACGACAAGCUGACCCAAGCCGUGGAGGAGACGUGCGGGUUCGCCGUCGAGUAGCCGCUGUGAUACCGGGACCAGCGCGCCGCCAGCGCGCAGAGCCUAUCUAUUUUUGUACCGUGUCUGGGCCGGCCGGGCCAUGUCGGCGCCGGUCUGCGUGGAUGGCCGGCGCUCGCUGGAGCUGCGGCCGCCGGCAGGCCUGUGGGAUGUACUGGCGUCUGUCGGGCCACCGCCGGCGUACCCGCCGUCAGGCUCCGGCUCCGGCUCCGGCUCCGGCUCGGUGCUGUCCCGCAAGACAUUCCUCGGCCGCUGGCCGGACGCGCCGCCUUGCCACGGGGCGGGCGACCGGACGCCCUCCCCACCCCCGUCCCUGUAUCCCCCCCCCCCCCCCUGAGGGCG